Molecule: messenger RNA, 1494 nt
Organism: Pygocentrus nattereri (red-bellied piranha)
Lineage: Eukaryota; Metazoa; Chordata; Actinopteri; Characiformes; Serrasalmidae
Gene: ldhba
Product: lactate dehydrogenase Ba
Exons: 8
Coding region: 163-1164 (333 amino acids)
Biological process (GO): carboxylic acid metabolic process
Cellular component (GO): cytoplasm
Molecular function (GO): L-lactate dehydrogenase (NAD+) activity
Source: RefSeq, a predicted model, not a curated record
UUGCGUGGCUUGCGCAAUCCGCGUAGCCAUCCUACUUCUCCUCCUCCUCCUCGGCGCCUCACUCUUUCAUAAACGCUCUGCACUGCCAUCGCCUCCACCUCUCAAACCCUCCUCUGCACAGCCAAGGACAUCACCCCGUUCAAACCGCCAGAAACUGAUAUCAUGGCUUCAGUCAUGGAGAAACUCAUCACUCCUCUGGCCACUGCCCCCGAACUGCCCACCAACAAGGUGACCGUGGUGGGAGUGGGACAGGUGGGCAUGGCCUGCGCUGUCAGCAUCCUUCUCAGGGACCUUUGCGAUGAGCUUGCCUUGGUUGAUGUGAUUGAGGACAAGCUGAAGGGAGAGAUGAUGGACCUGCAGCACGGCAGCCUCUUCCUGAAGACGCACAAGAUCGUGGCUGACAAGGACUAUUCUGUGACUGCUAACUCGCGCAUUGUGGUGGUAACUGCUGGCGUGCGUCAGCAGGAAGGAGAGAGCCGACUCAACCUGGUGCAGAGGAACGUCAACAUCUUCAAGCACAUCAUCCCUCAGAUUGUCAAAUACAGCCCCAACUGCACCCUCGUUGUGGUGUCCAACCCAGUGGACGUCCUGACCUACGUGACCUGGAAGCUGAGCGGUCUGCCCAAGCACCGCGUCAUCGGCAGCGGCACCAACCUGGACUCUGCUCGCUUCCGCUACAUCAUGGCUGAGAAGCUGGGCAUCCACGCCACCAGCUUCAAUGGCUACAUCCUGGGAGAACAUGGAGACUCCAGCGUGCCUGUGUGGAGCGGCGCCAAUGUCGCCGGAGUGAGCCUGCAGAAGCUCAACCCUGCCAUCGGCACCGAUCAGGACAGCGAGAACUGGAAGGAUGCUCACAAGAUGGUGGUGGACAGUGCUUAUGAGGUGAUCAAGCUGAAGGGAUACACCAACUGGGCCAUUGGACUGAGUGUGGCUGAUCUGACUGAAAGUCUAGUGAGGAACUUGAGCAGAGUCCACCCCGUCUCCACCAUGGUGAAGGGUAUGUACGGCAUCAAUGAUGAGGUUUACCUGAGCCUGCCUUGCGUGCUGAACAGCAGCGGAGUGGCCAGCGUGGUCAACAUGACCCUGACCGACCAGGAGGUGGCCCAGCUCAAGAAGAGUGCUGAUACCCUCUGGAGCAUUCAGAAAGACCUGAAAGACCUGUAAACUGUACAAUAGGGGCCACACACUCCUAACCCUCCACACACACUCCUAACCCUCCACCUUCCACACUUGUCACAAUCGCUCUUUAGAUGUUGCUGUUUUUUUUGGUCCUGGUGGUCCAUGUAGGUAGUUUUGUCCAAACUGAAGGUAUUUCUUUGGAACCGAUGAUCAAUCACCAGUGUGAUCUUUCCCACAUUUGCACACACAGGGUUGGUCACCAGGAGCAGGACUGAGGUUAUAUAGGCAAAGGUUUCCUUGACUGAAAAAAGGGUAGAUUGAUGAUGAAUGUGAAUGAAAUGAUCACAGAAAAAGUGAAUAAAAUGUUUAUCCAGA